GAAGCCAAUUUAAACGAAAUAAAGACACAAUGGUUUCAUGAAAUCUGCACGCUUCCCUCACCGGACUCCUAGUUAGGAAUUCGAGUUUUAACCCGUUCUGUACCUCAUUCUUCCGCACCUGUUAAAGGAUACUUAAGCUCAGACUCCCCCUGAGAAGCUACAACGUCUCAGGGAACCUGAGAGCUGAAGCAAAAGUGGGGUGAAGGUGUUUUAGUGGGGUUGGCUAGGUGGGUGGGAGACAAACGAGGCUGAAGGCUAUGGGGUCCCCGAGGGAAGCACCAGGUGGGCGAGAGUUCAGUGGAGGGGCGAGCGGAGCGGGGGGGGGGGGGGUGGGGGGGGACAAAAACCUCAGAACAUGGGGAAAAGGAGGGAGAUGGCAGAGUGAGGGUCCGAACGAUAAAGUGAAAGAAUGGCAGGGGGAAACAAUCGCCCAAAGCGCUGCAGGUUGGUGGAGAGGCGAGGUGCCCAGUGGAGCCAGUGGAGAUGUAGGUGGGGGCUGGGUGGGGCCGUGAGCCUCUUAGGUUGAGCGCAGCUUCCCUCUUUCCUCUCUUUCUCGGAUUGUCAAUCUCUUCUCCUGCUCUGGCUCUCCCCCCGCCCUCAAGAGUUGCGCAAUGUCUUUCUUUGGCUGCCGCAAGGCGCUGGCCACCGCCCCCCGCAGCCAGGCGAGGGAGGGCUUAGAGGCUACGUCAACCCCAGCUUGGGUAUAAAAAGGGGCGGGUGGCCAGCGGCAAGCCGCACACAGCCACCCGUCCUCCUCCCCUCCUCUCUCGUCGUCCUCCUCCUUCUUCCCUUCUCUCUCUUUCCUCCGCGUCGCCGGGCAGGCAGAAGGCAGGCGGCCGGCUGGCCGGGCUGCGGGCACCAUGAGCUCCUUCGGCUACGAGCCCUACUACGCCACGGCGUACAAGCGGCGCUACGCCAGCACAGCCGAGAGCCCGCGGGUGCACAUCUCUUCAGUGCGCAGUGGCUACAGCAGUACAGCGCGCUCGGCCUACUCCAGCUACUCGGCGCCCGCCUCCUCGGCCGCGCUGUCCGUACGCCGCAGCUACUCGUCCAGCUCCGCGUCCCUGCUGCCCAGCUUGGAGAGCCUGGACCUGAGCCAAGUGGCGGCCAUCAGCAACGACCUCAAGUCCAUCCGCACGCAGGAGAAGGCGCAGCUGCAAGACCUCAAUGACCGCUUCGCCAGCUUCAUCGAGCGCGUCCACGAGCUAGAGCAGCAGAACAAGGUGCUGGAGGCUGAGCUGCUGGUGCUGCGGCAGAAACACGCCGAGCCAUCGCGCUUCCGCGCUCUCUAUGAGCAGGAGAUCCGCGACCUGCGGCUCGCCGUCGAAGAUGCGAGCGCCGAGAAGCAGGCGCUGCAGGGCGAGCGAGAUGGCCUAGAGGAGACCCUGCGCGCGCUACAGGCGCGCUAUGAGGAGGAGGUGCUGAGUCGCGAGGACGCCGAGGGACGCCUGAUGGAGGCGCGCAAGGGGGCCGACGAGGCGGCCCUGGCCCGAGCCGAGCUCGAGAAGCGCAUAGACAGCCUGCUCGACGAGAUCGCCUUCCUCAAGAAAGUGCACGAGGAGGAGAUCGCCGAGCUGCAGGCGCAGAUCCAGUACGCGCAGAUCUCCGUGGAAAUGGACGUGUCCGCCAAGCCCGACCUGUCCGCCGCGCUCAAGGACAUCCGCUCGCAGUACGAGAAGCUGGCGGCCAAGAACAUGCAGAACGCGGAGGAGUGGUUCAAGAGCCGCUUUACCGUGCUCACUGAAAGCGCCGCCAAGAACACCGACGCGGUGCGCGCCGCCAAGGAUGAAGUGUCGGAGAGCCGCCGCCUGCUCAAGGCCAAGACGCUGGAGAUCGAGGCGUGCCGCGGCAUGAAUGAGGCGCUGGAGAAGCAGCUGCAGGAGCUGGAGGACAAGCAGAACGCCGACAUCAGCGCCCUACAGGACACAAUUAACAAACUGGAAAAUGAAUUGAGAACCACCAAAAGCGAGAUGGCUCGAUAUCUGAAAGAAUAUCAAGAUUUGCUUAAUGUGAAGAUGGCUUUGGAUAUUGAAAUUGCAGCCUACAGGAAGUUAUUGGAAGGUGAAGAGACCCGCCUGAGUUUUACCAGCGUUGGAAGCCUGACCAGUGGCUACUCCCAGAGCUCCCAGGUCUUUGGCCGCUCUGCUUACGGUGGUCUCCAGACCAGCUCCUACUUGAUGUCUGCCCGUGCCUUCCCCUCUUACUAUACCAGUCAUGUCCAAGAAGAACAGAUUGAGGUGGAAGAGACCAUUGAGGCAACCAAGGCAGAAGAAGCCAAAGAUGAACCCCCCUCUGAAGGAGAAGGAGAGGCAGAGGAAGAAGAGAAGGAGGAAGGAGAAGAAGAGGAAGGAGGUGAAGAGGAAGAAGGUGCCAAGGAGGAAUCUGAAGAGAAGGAAGGUGAGGAGGAAGAAAAUGGUGAAGCUGGAGAGGAAGGUGAAGAAGCUGAAGAAGAGGAAGAGAAGAAGGAAGAUGCUGCUGGAGAAGAAGCUGUAGAGCAGAAGAAGAAAGAUUGAGUUCUCUUUUCCUUGAAUCUUUCAGGUUUCCCCCAAAUCAGGUCAACAAUCCCCCCACUACUCACUCUGUUGAGCUCUGAAUGCUGUACAGAAUAAGAAACCACAUAUUAAAAAAAAAUAAUCUGAGAUGAUGUAGGUUGAAAAUGAAUUGUUAUGCUAAGUGUCUUCCUCUAUGCAAGAGUAUUUGGUGUGCUUCUUGAUAGCUUCCCUGGCUUGCUGCCAGACUGCGCAUGGUAUAUACUUAUGAAUUCUGGGUUGAUGGCAGUGUGGAUAAUUCAGAUAUUUAUAAUUAAAAACAUGAAUAAACAAUCUCAUUGAUAUAUAAACCGUUAACUUGAUGAAAAACAUAAUUAAUCUAUGGAAACCUUUGGUGGUUAGAAAAUAAUGAUCCCCAGUUAUGUGCAAUAACUAGCAAAUAAAGGCAUCCUGGAACGACAUUAUAAUUCCUUGGUGUGGCUAUUGUGUUUUAAUUAAAGUCACUUUCAAAUAUGCAUUCAAGUGAUGUGCAGUUGACAAGUGGGAAGCCAGGCUACUGAUCUCAGAAUCUCAUGUUACCAAAAAAUUAAAUCAAAUCAAAGUUGCCCUCUUCUUAAAUAAUACAUUUAUCCCUAGUUGGUGCUUUCUAAGGAACUCAAAGCUUAAGUUCUUUGGCAAUCUUGCCUAUCUCCUCUGCCCUGUACCUCUUUCCUACCCUACCUCUCUUCACCCCAUAACAUUCCCCCAAAACCCUCAAAAUAUCAUCAAUAAUUAACAGAAGGAGUAAAAGGGGAAACCUCCUAGGGCUUUCUCUAGCAAUAUCAGUGUACUGAUCCCAGUGCAAAGUCAUACAUGAUAGCUCAGGGAAAGGAUUUCAUAGUGGGAUCUAUGAGAAGACCAAAUGCACCCUGCUGAGCAAAUGGGCACAUUGGAUAGAACUCAAGUGAAAGGUGGCCAGCACCAAAUGGGUAGAGGGUGCAUCUUAACAUGCCCAUUGAUAAGUAGCUUUUUCUUUUUUCUUUAAUUGGUCUAAAUGCAACUGUGGUGGAACAGAUGAUAAAUAAAAACUGAUUAUUAUUAUUAUUAUUAUUUUAUAAAAGCAAGAUGCCUAGAAAUAUGGAGAAUAAAAGACAAGUCCCUUUCUACAUUUUGCCUACAAACUUGAACCAGUGCUGAUUCUGGGUCUUGAGCUUAGCUUCUGGCCUUUGUUGCUGCCCUGGAAUUCCACAAGCCUUUUAGCUUGUAAAAUAUAUCAAUAAACAAUUGAUGCCAAAUGUCAAAACUAUUAGCCCCUAUCAGAGGGAAAUUCCACCCUGCCAUGGGUCCUAUGGAAACUACUUUGCAUAUCUUAAUUUGGAAAUCUAUGGAUUCAGAGGAUGAUUCCAACUGGUAAAGAAUUUCAUCAAAAUAAAAAUAUUCCUAGCUGUCCAUGCCCAGCAUAUCCUAUGGAACCCUAAUGCUUGUAUGGUAUCUAAUCUGUCGUAGAUUAGAAUGGAAGUUACUGAUUAUAUGUUUUUCUGCUUCUGUCUUCAAAAGCUGAUUUAUCUGCUAAUCUCUCCCCCCCCCAUAUUUGUUAUUGUGCGAUUGAUAUCACUUUUGGGGGGGGCAAUGCUUAUACUUGCAUUUAAUCUGCCUUCAUUUAUGUACUGCACUGUGCUUUCACCUUUGAGACUCACUUAAAACUGUUAGCAGCAAAUGUAUAUUCUGUCAUGCUUUGAAUCUGAAAGAUCCAUUGUUCACAGCUUUUGCAGAAAUGCCUGUAUGGAUGUAAACUAAACUUUUUGCAUUUUUGACCUUGGAAAGUAGAUUUGGGGAACAGAGUGCUGUUAAUCGCAAAGUGAUGUUAAAAAGGAACGUUAGCCCAAUAGAAACAGUGGGAUGUGGGAACCGUUUGAAUCAAAUUUGAAAGCAAUGACACAUUGUACCACCCCUCACCUCCAUCCUGUGUGCCACAAUAAAAAUACAUGAAGAAAAAAAA
Monodelphis domestica (gray short-tailed opossum) is the source of this 4467-nucleotide messenger RNA. It is a transcript of the gene NEFL, whose product is annotated as neurofilament light chain. The record is from RefSeq and is a predicted model, not a curated record. Lineage: Eukaryota; Metazoa; Chordata; Mammalia; Didelphimorphia; Didelphidae. Gene Ontology annotation, biological process: neurofilament bundle assembly. Gene Ontology annotation, cellular component: axon; postsynaptic intermediate filament cytoskeleton; cytoplasm. Gene Ontology annotation, molecular function: structural constituent of postsynaptic intermediate filament cytoskeleton.